AUGUCCAUGUCAAACGAGGCUCUGCAGAAGGUCCUGCAAGAGAUCAGUCAAAAGAAGGCCUUCGCUGAGCAACAACUCGUCAUCGUCAAACAACAAAAAGCCGCCAGGACACGAGAGGGUCGCAUGCUUCAGCUUACCUCGUCAGAGGUCUCGUCAUUGCCUACGCAGACCAAGGUGUACGAGGGUGUUGGAAAGAUGUUUGUCUGUACGCCUAUUCCUGAUGUACAGAAGAGACUCGAGAGUGAGAGUGAGGCAUUGAACAAGGAGAUGUCCAACUUGGAUAAGAAGGAGGAUUAUCUAGAGAAGACGUACACAAACAGCAAGAACAGCCUCGAGCAGGUGCUCAAGGGUGCUGCUUGA
Messenger RNA from Alternaria burnsii, 360 nucleotides. Its product is annotated as prefoldin subunit 1. The record is from RefSeq and is a predicted model, not a curated record. Bases 1 to 360 code for a protein of 119 amino acids. NCBI's taxonomy places the organism in Eukaryota, Fungi, Ascomycota, Dothideomycetes, Pleosporales, Pleosporaceae. Gene Ontology annotation, cellular component: prefoldin complex; cytoplasm. Gene Ontology annotation, molecular function: protein folding chaperone. Gene Ontology annotation, biological process: protein folding. The transcript is spliced from 3 exons.